Molecule: messenger RNA, 1779 nt
Organism: Rangifer tarandus platyrhynchus (Svalbard reindeer)
Lineage: Eukaryota; Metazoa; Chordata; Mammalia; Artiodactyla; Cervidae
Source: the annotation of a GenBank genome assembly
AUGGAGAGAGGGGCGGAGCCAUGGAGCUGGGUGCUGGAGACCUCUAGUGCUGGGUCCCCUGACUUUUAUCCAGAUCCUGCCCCAGAAGCCGGUACUUCCACACCAGGGAUGAGGCGUUCCGUCUUAGUCAGGAACCCAGGCCACAAAGGCAGGAGGCCUGAUUAUGAAGAGCUUGACUCAGACUCAGAAGACCUAGACCCCGACCCAGAAGAGCUGGACCCGGCUUCUGAAAACCUGGAGCCUGAGCCGGAAGACCUCCACACUGUCUCUGAGGACGUGGACCCCAGCUAUGAAGAUCUGGAGCCUGUCUCCGAGGCUCUGGAUGCUGAGGUGGAUGCUCCAGGCUCCAUCUCGGGGAUCCGUGACUCCGACCCCCAAGAUCUCGACCCCCUGUCUUCAAGUUUCGACGACCCCGACGUCAUCGGCCCCGUUCCCCUGAUCCUCGACCCUAACAGCGACACUCUCAGUCCCGCUGCUGCCCCAGACCUGGACUCCCUCUCCUCCGACCUCCCUGCCACCCCUGAGGUCCUGACCGCCGCCCCGGCGGUGCUCCCUGCGCCUGCCAGCCCACCCCGGCCCUUCUCCUGCCCUGACUGCGGGCGAGCCUUCCGCCGCAGCUCGGGGCUGAGCCAGCACCGCCGCACGCACAGCGGUGAGAAGCCCUACCGCUGCCCCGACUGCGGCAAGUCAUUCAGCCACGGCGCCACGCUGGCGCAGCACCGGGGCAUCCACACUGGCGCGCGGCCCUACCAGUGCGCCGCGUGCGGCAAGGCCUUCGGUUGGCGCUCCACACUGCUCAAGCACCGCAGCAGCCACAGUGGCGAGAAGCCUCACCAUUGCCCGGUGUGUGGCAAAGCCUUUGGCCACGGCUCACUGCUGGCGCAGCACCUGCGCACGCACGGCGGCCCGCGGCCGCACAAGUGCCCGGUGUGCGCCAAGGGCUUCGGGCAGGGCUCGGCGCUGCUGAAGCACCUGCGCACGCACACGGGCGAGAGGCCGUACCCAUGCCCGCAAUGCGGCAAGGCCUUCGGGCAGAGCUCGGCGCUGCUGCAGCACCAGCGCACGCACACGGCCGAGCGCCCCUACCGCUGUCCCCACUGCGGCAAGGCCUUUGGCCAGAGCUCCAACCUGCAGCACCACCUGCGCACGCACACGGGCGAGCGGCCCUACGCCUGCCCCCACUGCUCCAAGGCCUUUGGGCAGAGCUCCGCGUUGCUGCAGCACCUACAUGUGCAUUCGGGCGAGCGCCCCUACCGCUGCCAGCUCUGCGGCAAGGCCUUCGGCCAAGCCUCCAGCCUCACCAAGCACAAGCGCGUGCACGAGGGUGCGGCUGCCGCCGCUGCCGCUGCCGGCCUGGGCCUCAGCCCCACUUCGAUGCUAAGGCCAGGGCAGGCCUCCCUCCUGGGUCCGGAUGCUGUCUCAGUGCUCAGCCCUGGCCCUAGCUCUGGCCUUGACCCCGACCCUGGCUCUGCACUGGGCUCCCUCCCCAAUCCCAACCCCAAACCCACCAGUGGCUUUGCAUCUAGCCCCAUCCCUGAUUCUGUCCUGUCUUCUGAUCCUAAGCCUGGGCGCAAUGCCAAUUCCGACCUCCUGGCUAGCCCUGACCACAGAUCUGGCCUCAGCCCCAACACAGAUCCUGUGCCCAGCCCUGACCCCAGCUCCAAGUCCCACCCUGACCCCGGCUCUCCCAUCCGUGACACUGUCAGCCCAGCCCUCCCUACGGGCGAGAGUCCCAGGUGGGUGCAGGAACAAGAAGCCCUGCUCGGGCCUGAUGGCUGA